This is a messenger RNA of Baudoinia panamericana UAMH 10762, 1345 nucleotides long. RefSeq lists its product as uncharacterized. Bases 259 to 1002 code for a protein of 247 amino acids. The transcript has a single exon. The record is from RefSeq and is a predicted model, not a curated record. Lineage: Eukaryota; Fungi; Ascomycota; Dothideomycetes; Mycosphaerellales; Teratosphaeriaceae.
UGAUGAUCCAUAUGGACUGUUAGUAGGCGCGAAUGCUUACGGCUCGCUAUGCGAGUUGAAGCAUAAUAAGUCGGCUCAGUCACUGAACUUUUGCGGCUUCCAAAAAACUGCACUGUCUCAUACCUUCGUGGGGUGAACCCUCUCCUAGUCGUCAGAGAUGAGCAGUAUCCCAAACCAGCAACCAUCGGCGAGGUCGGCGUAACACACUGCACAUCAACAGAACGCUGUCAAACCUCGAUCACAGACCCAAAAUUGAACAUGGGUUCAGCCAGCCCGCCUGUGAUACCCGGGGUCGGUGAUAUGCUACGCAACAGGCGUCAGGCGCUGACCUACGGACGACAGUUAGUCCAGUCGCAAUUGCAGCAACAGAAAGCAUCCAAGUCGGCGUCAACUACCACGACCCAUACGGAAACCAUCGUUAGGACCAGCUACACCGCACAAGGUAGUCAGCACCAGGCGUUGGUGCCGCGAGUUACCUACGCUUUGCUGCAGAGUCCGCCAUUGUUCACUGCAGGUUUCGUCCAGCAACAAGGGCAAGCUCGAACGCUGCCACUCGAACCAUUGAUCUCGGUGGCAAAGAUGGCUAAUGGACGUGUUUUGCCUUCGCCGUUUCAUCAGCCACAACCACAGUACGUGCGUGAUGAUGCGGCGCAGCAGCUAAAAGACCUCUCCCAUCAAAUGACCAUCGCCGGCCCGAGUCCAGUACAGCCACUGAAUUAUGAUCAUCUGAAGAUUACCAUGGCGGCAGAGGCUGUCAACAAGCCUCAGGAUAGAAAGACCCAGACCACGCACGUAACCGAGGAGAAGCGAAUGGUCAAGUCUAAGAAGUCCAAGAACGCUGGGACCGGUGAGGCGGCGGCCGUUCGCGGCGAGAGCGAGCAGUUCGAGCAGGAAGUACGAGCCAUGAUCGCCACGUCAGCAAUGCGAGUUUGUCCAGCAAGAUACCAUUGGUACAAACGCAAGUCUGGCGUGUACAUGUGCGGAGGAGGUAAGCCGUGGUGAUGUUCGGCCUUCCUCACCAGACUGCUGACGAGCACUUGUUAGGCAAUCACGCUCUUUUUCUGGACGAGCUCCAGAAGUGGAUAGACAACCGUGCGUACGUUCCCAGAUUCGAUUCCGUGAAUCAUUGGGUCCCCACGGCAUCAAUUGCGGUAGAGGAAGGUUGGGAAGACAGAGGUCUCCUAUGCCACCCUCCUUCAGUCGACUCCGGCCAGCUCAUGCACAUAAGGCAUGCUAUGUGGGUACGAGACGCUGCUUUGCUUGGGUUUCGGCUCGUGAAUAGACGGACGAACACCGGCCACGACGAAGGUCGCUGUCAGUGCUUUGAGGACCUCGGUGAACGGGC